AGAGGAGCGGCUCUCGGCUGUGGCUGCUGGCUGGAGGCGGUGCUCCCGGAGGCAGGCAAGCAAGCAGGCGGGCGGGCAGGGCAGCAGUCAGACCGCAGCGGCUCACAGAGACCCAGCGACGAGGGGACGGAUCCCGUUAGAGAGGAGGAGGAACCAGCCGGCCGCACUGACUGACUGACGGACUGACGGCACCGCACAUUACCGCCGUGACAGCGUGUGUCAGCACGGAAACACCCAGCGGACCGCUUUUUCAUCCCAUGUAUUGGUAGAAAACAGCAGCCCGUCGUCACCAUGACAGCGGAAGAAACCAUAAAUGUGAAGGAAGUGGAGAUCAUCAAGGUGAUCCUGGACUUCCUCAACUCCAGGAAACUGCACAUCAGCAUGCUGGCCCUGGAAAAGGAGAGUGGCGUCAUCAAUGGACUCUACUCCGACGACAUGCUGUUCCUCAGGCAACUGGUGCUCGACGGCCAGUGGGAUGAGGUCCUACAGUUCAUUCAGCCUCUUGAGUGCAUGGAUAAGUUUGACAGAAAAAGGUUUCGUUACAUUAUCCUAAAGCAGAAGUUUCUGGAGGCUCUGUGUGUGAACAAUGCCAUGUCUGCAGAGGACGAGCCACAGCAUUUGGAGUUCACAAUGCAAGAGGCGGUCAAGUGUCUCCAUGCCCUGGAGGAGUUCUGUCCCUCGAAAGACGACUACAGCAAACUGUGUCUGCUCCUCACCCUGCCUCGUCUCACCAACCACGCUGAGUUUAAGGACUGGAACCCCAGCACAGCGAGAGUGCAGUGUUUCGAGGAGGCCUGCACAAUGGUGGCGGAGUUCAUCCCUGCUGACAGGAAGUUGAGCGAGGCUGGCUUCAAGGCCAGUGGGAACCGUCUCUUCCAGCUGCUCCUCAAGGGAGUGCUGUACGAGUGCUGUGUGGAGUUCUGCCAGAGCAAGGCGACAGGUGAGGAGAUCACAGAGAGCGAGGUCCUCCUGGGCGUUGACAUGCUGUGCGGUAAUGGUUGUGACGACCUGGACCUUUCGCUGCUCUCCUGGAUGCAGAACCUCUCCCACAGCGUGUUCUCCUGCGCAUUUGAACAGAAGCAGCUCAACAUCCAUGUGGACCGGCUGGUCAAGCCCGCCAAGACCGGCUACGCUGACCUCCUGACGCCCCUCAUCAGCAAAUUGUCCCCGUACCCCUCCUCUCCACUACGCCGCCCCCAGUCCGCUGACACCUACAUGUCACGUUCCUUGAACCCGGCGUUGGACGGCCUGUCCUAUGGGCUGUCAGGCCAGGACAAGAGAGGGCCUGGGGGCGACACAGCGGUGGGUAAAGGGGUCUCCCCCAUGUCCCAUUCCUUUGCUAACUUCCAGUACCCCGGAACAGGGGGCCAGAGUCUGAGCAGGAGUCUGCUGAUGGAGAGCUCUGACUGCCACAGCAUCUUUGAGGAAUCACCCGAGAGCUCAAGGACAGACACGCCUGUAGAUAAAAUGAUGAGUUCAGGUGGAGCUCAGAACAUGCGGCCUGCUUCAGCUCCUGGGGAGGACGCCCCAUCAGGUGGCUCUGCUGACAGGAAUGAGCUCCGAGACUCAACGGAGAAGUUUGAGGAGUAUUACCGGCAGCGUCUGCGUGUGCAGCAGCACCUGGAGCAGAAGCAGCAGCAGAGGCAGCUGUACCAGCAGAUGCUGCUGGAGGGAGGAGUCCAGCAGGAGCCCCCGCAGAACGACAUGCAGCACAGCCUCACCGAGAAGUUCCUCAACAGGUCUAUCCAGAAGCUGGAGGAGCUGAAUGUUGGGAUGGAGAAUUUAGGAGAGGAAGUACAGUCUCUGGCCCAGCAGUGUAACGUUAACGGGAACACAUCAGUCUUGGAGAACAACAACGACCCCUCGACUCUGACUCCAGAGCAGAACCGGUCCCAAGGGGGCGAGGUGCGCAGCAGCACCCCGCAGCACACAGUGGGAGGCCGCGCAGUCCCUCCUCCUAGCGAGUCUCCUGUCAUCUCCCAGAGCGGACAGAAACAAAAGGGAAGCCAGCAAGGUGACUCUCCCGGCUCCUUAUCCCGAAGUAAAGAGUGCAACAAGCCGAAGGGCCUGUUUGUGCCAGUGAAUACUCUGGAGGACACUCAGGCUAUUCGUGCUGUAGCCUUUCACCCCUCUGGGACACUUUACGCUGUGGGAUCCAACUCCAAAACGCUGCGUGUCUGUGCUUAUCCAGAAACACUGGACACAAGCGGAUCAGGUCCGACAAAGCAGCCGGUAGUCCGAUUCAAGAGGAAUAAGCACCAUAAGGGCUCUAUCUACUGUGUGGCCUGGAGCCACUGCGGCCAGCUGCUGGCUACAGGCUCAAACGACAAAUAUGUCAAAGUCCUGCCUUUCAGCGCUGAGACUUGUAAUGCCACAGGCCCAGACCUCGAGUUCAGCAUGCAUGAUGGCACCAUCAGAGACCUGGCCUUCAUGGAGGGUCCAGAAAGUGGAGGAGCCAUCCUGAUCAGCGCUGGCGCAGGAGACUGUAACAUCUACACCACUGAUUGUCAGAGAGGACAGGGCCUGCAUGCCCUCAGUGGACACACAGGUCACAUUCUGUCUCUGUACACAUGGGGAGGCUGGAUGAUCGCCUCUGGAUCCCAAGACAAGACAGUGCGCUUCUGGGACCUCAGGGUGCCCAGCUGUGUCCGAGUAGUGGGAACGGCUUUCCAUGGCUCAGGCAGCCCUGUCGCCUCGGUAGCAGUUGACCCCAGCGGCCGUCUCCUGGCAACAGGACAGGAGGACAGCGCGUGCAUGCUGUACGACAUCAGAGGGGGUCGCAUGGUCCAGAUGUACCGUCCACACAGCAGCGACGUGCGAUCCGUGAGGUUCUCCCCCGGAGCGCACUACCUGCUCACCGGCUCUUAUGAUACAAAGGUCAUGGUAACAAACCUGCAAGGCGACCUGACCAAGCAGUUGCCCCUCACUGUGGUGGGAGAGCACGGAGACAAGGUGAUUCAGUGUCGGUGGCACACACAGGACCUGUCCUUCCUCUCAUCCUCUGCUGACCGCACCGUCACACUCUGGACACACAACCCCUAGCGCAAGCACACACACACAUACACACCACUUUAUCAGUUGAACAUGCAAAUAUCCUCUCAUACACAUUUUGAUACACACUCCCCCUAACUCACACUGCUCCUUUUGCACUAGCUACAUCGUCAGACUCUUGCAGUGCACGACUCCACAGAUGUGCACAAAACCUGUGCAAACACACACACACACACAGUCAUACACAGGUGAAAGAGUCUGACCCCCUAAUUGUAGGAAACCAAAUGGAUACAAACCUGAGACGCAUCAAAAGCUACAUGUGGGUUUGUGUCAGCGCAUUGGUUCAUCUUUUCUUCACAGUAUGAGCAUUUCUCACACUGGCUGUUUUCAAACAAGAGGAUAAAACAUCAGUUUGGAUCAUUAACUGUCUUCUCUUCAUCCUUUUAAUCCGAGGGACGUUCUGUAUUUUUUCCACUCCCCUGUACUCACCAGUCACAGUCACUGCAUGUACAUUUAUUCAGGAGUUGGCUGAGGAUAGAUGCUAUAGUGCUUUGUUCAUGAUGGUGCCUUCCUUGAGUUCUCAGUUUCCAUUAAAAAAAAAAAAAAAAAAAAAGAUUAAAAAAAAAAAGUCAUUUUUCAAGAUCAAAUUUUGUUACUUCAUUUUGAGAAAAA
Myripristis murdjan (pinecone soldierfish) is the source of this 3663-nucleotide messenger RNA. It is a transcript of the gene wdr47a, whose product is annotated as WD repeat domain 47a. The transcript is spliced from 17 exons. Gene Ontology annotation, molecular function: protein binding. The coding region runs from base 292 to 3042 and encodes 916 amino acids. Lineage: Eukaryota; Metazoa; Chordata; Actinopteri; Holocentriformes; Holocentridae. The record is from RefSeq and is a predicted model, not a curated record.